This is a messenger RNA of Elaeis guineensis (African oil palm), 819 nucleotides long. RefSeq names its product protein CURVATURE THYLAKOID 1A, chloroplastic. The record is from RefSeq and is a predicted model, not a curated record. Lineage: Eukaryota; Viridiplantae; Streptophyta; Magnoliopsida; Arecales; Arecaceae. Gene Ontology annotation, cellular component: thylakoid; chloroplast thylakoid membrane.
GCGAUGCCGAAGAGGAUUCGAGGAAAAAAGAACGUGAGGAUUAGGCAAAGCGAGACACGAAAGUGUGGCAAGUCACCAACCGCCGCGAGCCAGCGGAAGAUAAGAAAGUGAAGGCGGAGCUCUAUGGCGGCAGCGACGGCGGCGUACGCGGCGACAGCGGCCGCGCUGGGCGGAGCUCGCGUCCCCACGACGGCCUCCGCCGCCCCUCGGAACCCCUCUCUUCUCCUCCCGCCUCCCCCUCGCUGCUUCUCUUCACCCUUCCUCCCUCUCGCCUCAUCCUCUCGCUUCCCAGAUGCACACAGGUUUUCUUCACUCCAGGUUAAAGCCACUUCUUCCUCGGAGGAGACAUCUAGCUCUCCUGAUGAGCUCCUGGAUGAAUUAAAGCAAAAGUGGGAUGCUAUUGAGAACAAAUCCACUAUUUUCCUUUAUGGAGGAGGUGCAAUUGUUGCAGUUUGGCUGUCUUCCGUUGUUGUUGGUGCCAUCAAUUCUGUCCCUCUGCUUCCAAAGCUAAUGGAACUAGUGGGCCUUGGAUAUACUGGAUGGUUUGUAUAUCGCUACCUGCUUUUCAAGCAAAGCAGAAAAGAGUUAGCCAACGAUAUUGAAACUUUAAAGAAAAAGAUUGCAGGAACAGGUGAAUAACUGCAGUUAGGCUUGGGAUUUCUGAAGUACCUCUGGACCAUCUGUAUAAGAGACACUUUCGAUAAUAUAUUUAUAACUGUCGUAUGCUAUUUCUUGUAUUAAACUGUUUUUCAUCCUGUAAUGACAUCAACUAUUUCUGGUUAGCAAUUUUUCAUUGAAAUAUAUUGGUUUCUUAUAUAA